GAGGGGGUGGAGCCUGGAGAACGGGGCACAAGAUGGCGGCCGUGCGGAGCGUUAAGGGCUUGGUUGGUUUGGUGACAGGCGGCGCCUCGGGGCUGGGCCGGGCCACAGCGGAGAGGCUGGUGAAGCAGGGAGGGAGCGCCGUCCUCCUGGACCUGCCCCAAUCCGGCGGGGAAGAAGUGGCCCGGGAGCUGGGGCGCAACUGUGCUUUCGCCCCCACCGAUGUGACCUCGGAAGCGGAUGUACUUGGAGCCCUGGCCCUGGCCAAGGAGAAGUUUGGCCGGGUGGACAUAGCGGUCAACUGUGCCGGCAUCGCUGUGGCCAUCAAGACCUACAAUCAUCACAAAAACAGAGCCCACCCUCUGGAGGAAUUCCAGAAAGUUAUCAACGUGAAUACCGUCGGCACCUUCAACGUGAUCCGCCUCUGCGCUGGAGAAAUGGGCAAGAAUGAACCGGAUCAGGAUGGCCAGCGGGGGGUCAUCAUCAACACGGCUAGCGUGGCUGCCUUUGAGGGCCAGGUUGGACAAGUGGCGUACUCGGCCUCCAAAGGUGGCAUCGUAGGGAUGACGUUGCCUAUUGCCCGGGAUCUGGCCCCUAUGGGCAUCCGUGUGGUCACCAUUGCCCCAGGUCUGUUUGGGACGCCGCUGCUGACUACCCUACCUGAAAAAGUGCGUUCGUUCCUGGCCCGCCAGGUGCCCUUUCCCAGUCGGCUGGGGGAUCCAGGCGAGUUCGCCCACCUGGUGCAGGCCAUCGUGGAGAACCCCAUGCUCAACGGCGAGGUCAUCCGGCUGGACGGAGGCAUCCGCUUGCAGCCCUGAGAGCCUCGUCGCCCGGGUGGCCCUGCCUGCCACUGGCCCGGGAGCGCCGGGCCUAGGGGCCCACACCCUCCUCCACGCAGUCUCUGAACGCAGAACCCACCUGAGCCGGAAUUGGGAAUGAUGAUGAUUGGAGGAACUGGAGUAGGACUGGAGAGAAGCCCCCCAGCCAGUCUUCAGUCCUUUGGUGCCUAUUUAAUAAAGUGAUUCGCUUUGCUGGGUGA
Messenger RNA from Tachyglossus aculeatus (Australian echidna), 1036 nucleotides. RefSeq names its product hydroxysteroid 17-beta dehydrogenase 10 (gene HSD17B10). The record is from RefSeq and is a predicted model, not a curated record. The transcript has 6 exons. Gene Ontology annotation, biological process: estrogen metabolic process; fatty acid metabolic process; androgen metabolic process. Gene Ontology annotation, molecular function: estradiol 17-beta-dehydrogenase [NAD(P)+] activity. Lineage: Eukaryota; Metazoa; Chordata; Mammalia; Monotremata; Tachyglossidae. Gene Ontology annotation, cellular component: mitochondrion. The coding region runs from base 33 to 815 and encodes 260 amino acids.